AUGCUUUCUGCUUCCCCGCAGCUCCCACCGCCCCGCUUCUAUGGCCGUGAACCUCUCUUCUUUGACGCAACAGCAGUCGUCAAGGCGGUGAACAUCUGCGCCGCCAAAAGUGACAUAUUUCUCGCAGCUUCCUUUCACGCAGCCACUCUCAAAUCCGGUCUACUCCACUCCAACCUCUUCGUUGCUAAUUCCAUCCUCGAUGCCUAUGCUAAGUGCGACCAGAUGGGGUUUGCGAGUAUGCUGUUCGAUGAAAUGUCUGAUAAGGACAUUGUAUCCUGGACCUCCUUAAUCUCCGGUCAUUGCCGCAACGGUUCAGCCACUGCUGCUCUAUCAGUUUUUAUUGAUUUGAUUUCUGUUGAUUUAGCAACCCCUCCAAAUGAAUUCACCAUCGCUUCCAUUUCAAAAGCUUGUGUUUUACAGGAGGACGAGAAGAUGGCGAGGGCUGUGCAUGGGUAUUGUUUGAAAAAAAGGUUUUUUGAGAGUGUUUUUGUUAGCAAUUCCUUAAUUUCUAUGUAUUCGAAGUUAGGAUUUUUGCUUAGUGCGGAGAAAUUGCUCUACGGUUUGGGGAAAAGAAAUGUCGUUUCUUGGAGUAGUGUUAUUUCAGGUUAUGUCCUCCAGGGAAUGUUUAGUGAGGCGAUAAAUAUGUUUAUUAUGAUGUUAGAAGAUGGCCUCCUUCCAAAUUUUGUGACUAUGCUGAGCAUCAUUCAGGCUUGCUCUUUGAUGAAUGAGCCAAGAUUCUUUAGUUGGGUUCAUGCAUGGAUUUCAAAAUUGACGCUUGGAAGCAAUGAUUUCGUGAUGAAUUCUCUUGUGGAGAUGUAUUCUAAGAACGGGCUUCUUUGUGAGGGCAUUAGAGUCUUGGUUCAGCUCUGGCCUACAAAAGGAGAUGCUUUUCUUGAUUUGGAUGCCAUGGCAGCCAUCAUUCGUGGCUGCAUGCUUUCAAAAUCUCUGCGAUUUGGAAGAACAUUCCAUGGGUUCUUGGUAAAGAAAGGCUUCUUUCCUUGCACCUUCAUUGAGAAUUCACUGAUAGAUAUGUAUGGAAAGCUGGAGCAGGUUGAUUCAGCUGUUCAGAUGUUCAGAAGAAUGAAAGAGCUGGAUUUAGUAUCUUGGAACAGCAUGAUUUCAUGCUUCCUGAAGAACAACAGUCCUGUCAAGGCCUUGGAGCUUCUCACAGAAUUACAACGAUCUGAUACAAUUGACCUUGCUCCAGAUGACAUCACAAUGCUGAGUUCGAUCCAAGCUUGUGCUGAACUCGCUUCGCUGCAACUUGGAGAAAUGUUUCAUGGAUAUGCAAUAAAAUCAGGCUUUAAUUCUGACGUGCUCUUGUCCAAUGCGCUCAUAAGCAUGUACGCCAAAUGUGGCAGGAUUGAUUUUUCUGUGAUGGUAUUCAAUACCAUGGAUUUGAGUGAUCUCAGCACUUGGAACACAAUGAUUCUAGCUCAUGGUAUCCAUGGCAAUGGUGAGGCAGCCCUAUACACUUUCGAUAAGCUUAAAAAACACAGCUUUCUCAAGCCUAAUGCAAUAACAUUUCAGAAUGUUAUUACAGCAUGCACCCAUUCAGGAUUACUUAGUGAAGGCUAUGACUGCUUCAAUAGCAUGCAAAAGGACUAUGGCAUUGAGCCCGAUAUGGAACAUUAUGCUGCAGUGGUGGAUCUAUUUGCAAGGUCUGGGAAACUCGAUGAGGCAGAGUGUUUCAUUAAUGAGAUGCCCGUUCAACCAGGUUUGGCAAUUUGGGGUUCGUUGUUGGGAGCUUGUGGGAUUCAUGGAGGAGUUGAAAUUGCAGAGCGAGCAGCAGAAGCGCUGUCUGUGUUGGAGCCUGAUGGAAAUGCUUGGAAGGUGACAUUGUCUAAUGUUUAUGCAUUGGCUGGGCGAUGGAAAGAUGCUGUGAGGGUGAGAGCAGAGAUGAAGAGGUAUGGUAAGAAGAAGGAGGCUGGGUUGAGUUCUGUUGAGGUUAGUGCUGUGGAGAGUUGCAGGUUCAUGGUAGGAGACACAAAGCACCCUGAAGCUGGUAAGAUCUAUGAUGUUUGGAAUAUGCUGAAGGAGCAAAUAAAGGAUGAUUCUCAGUUUGGAAAUUGUGAUGUUGGAGCAUUGUCUAUUUGA
This is a messenger RNA of Phalaenopsis equestris, 2097 nucleotides long. RefSeq names its product pentatricopeptide repeat-containing protein At4g35130, chloroplastic-like. Gene Ontology annotation, molecular function: RNA binding; protein binding. The record is from RefSeq and is a predicted model, not a curated record. Gene Ontology annotation, biological process: RNA modification. NCBI's taxonomy places the organism in Eukaryota, Viridiplantae, Streptophyta, Magnoliopsida, Asparagales, Orchidaceae. The transcript has a single exon. The coding region runs from base 1 to 2097 and encodes 698 amino acids.